Molecule: messenger RNA, 2472 nt
Organism: Betta splendens (Siamese fighting fish)
Lineage: Eukaryota; Metazoa; Chordata; Actinopteri; Anabantiformes; Osphronemidae
Gene: glsl
Product: glutaminase like
Exons: 22
Coding region: 276-2174 (632 amino acids)
Biological process (GO): L-glutamine catabolic process
Molecular function (GO): protein binding; glutaminase activity
Source: RefSeq, a predicted model, not a curated record
GGCAUCUGCGUGUUUGUGCCUGUUCUGACCCAGACACCGGCACCGGCACCGGCACCGGCACCGGCCGGAGCAGCUCGUCUGCCGCCGAACGCACGGUUGGACCCCGGGAGGCCGCCGGACACGCGCUUCACCACUUCCACUCGCAAUGAAGCAGAGGGAGUGUCUGCAGUCAGAAGAGCUUUCCCCUCCUCUCCCAAACAUCCCAUUCAUUACAGAAGCCACUUCAGCAGCUGCCUCGUCUUCCUCAACAUCUGGACUAACACCGGAAACUUUCCAUGGAGAUGAGCCGGAACCAGGAGGCAGAGGACGAGAUGUGUUUUCACAGAACUCCUUCUCUCCGACGUAAAUGGAGGAAACGUUACGGCGGCCUGGACGGCAACAAGCUGCUGGAGCCCAGUGAAGAUGCUGACGUGAAAGAUGAUGGACGGGUAUCAGCCCAGACUCAGCCGAGGAACCCAGAGAACCAGGAGGCGGCUCCCCUUCCGGCUCCCAGGAGUCUGAUCCAGAGCCCAGUCCAGAAGCCCGUCAGCCUGGUCAGCCCAGGACCUGCAGCGCUCCCAGUGUCGGUCAUCAACGGGUGUCUGAAGCCUCCACUGCCUCAGGCCGUGGUCCGGCCAGAGGACAGGAGCUGCCCCCCCCCCCAGCCCUGGGCCCCACCUCAGCAGAGUCCGUCCAAACGCAGGGCAGCUGCUGAUGUGCUGUUUGACAGCUUCGCCUCCGACGGACGACUCAGAGUCAACCGCUUCUUUGAGAGCAUCUGGAGCUCGGGUCUGCACCGGUCCGACCCUCGGCUCAGGGAGUGUUUCUUCCAUCUGAGGAAGCUGCAGGACGCCGAGGGAUCCGUGGACAGAAGCACCUUCCACAGAUGUGUGACAGGAUUCGUUUCCCUCGUGCUGAAAGCUCUGCAGGGACGGUUUGUGAUUCCAGAUUUCGCCACCUUCACUGAGGAGACUCAGAAGUUGUUCUCCAGGUGUCGGCAGCUGUCUUCUGUGCAGGAUACCGAGCGAGACGACGUGGUCGGCACUAAGUGGGGCGUGUCCAUCUGCACCGUGGACGGACAGAGGCUGUCUCUGGGGGACUGGGCCGGGCCUGUGGUUCUGGGUGAGUUGUCGUGGCCGCUGGUGUACGGCGUGGCCGUGGACCUGCUGGGUUCGGACCUGGUCCACAGAUACGUCGGCAUGGAGGAGUUCUCCAGACACCAGUCUCCCUUCAGCCUCAGUAAAGCAGGCAUCCCUCACAGCCCUCUGACCGAGACGGGAGCCGUCGUUGCUGCGUCUCUGCUGCAGCUGGGGGGCAGGAUGUGUGCGGAGGAGGAGAAGUUUGACUCUUUGCUGAACGUGAUCCGAAGACUUUGCAACAAAGAGCACGUGAGCCUGAACGGCACCAGCUCCCGGAGCGCUCUGUCCAGGCUCCACGCGCUGUCCUUCUACCUGCAGGAGAGGAAGUGUUUUCCAGAGAAGGUGGACGUCACUGCUGCUGUGGACCUGCUGCUGCAGUGCUGCUCAGCGGAGGUGAGCUGUGAGUGCGGCGCCGCCAUGGCUGCGUCUCUGGCCAACGGGGGUCUGUGUCCGCUGUCAGGAGACCAGGUGCUGUCCCCGGCAUCCACUCGGAGCAUGCUGUCCAUGAUGCAGGUGGCGGGGCUGAAGGAUUACUCCAGCGCCUUCCACUACAAGGCGUCCGUGCCUGCCGUGUCCAGCAGCCACGGCUCCCUGCUCGCUGUGGUCCCUGGCGUUUUGGGCCUGAUGGCGUUUUCUCCAGAGCUCGAUGCCUGUGGAAACCCCUGGAGGGCGGUUCACUUCUGCCAGGAGCUGGUUUCUGUCUUUCAGCUGCACAUGUUUGACAUCAGGACUCCGUUCAGGCAGAUUCUGGCCUACAGACAGUGGAAGGCUGAAUCCGAGGGCUAUCAGAUCAUGAACGUUCUGCUUGCAGCUUUCAAAGGCGACGUUCGGUCCCUGAGGAGGUACUUCCUGUCUGGACUGGAUGUAAACGCCGUGGACUACGAUGGCCGGUCGGCUCUGCACGUGGCGGCGGCUGAAGGUCACACUGAGGUCAUCCGCUUCCUGCUAGAGAACGCUGGCGCAAAUCCUGCCCUCAAGGACAGGUGGGGGAGCUCUCCGCUGCAGGAGGCGCGCAGGCACAACAAGGAAGCUGCAGUUCAGCUGCUGCAGGAAUAACUGAUCCCUGAUCAGUUCAUGGAAUGAUUAUAGAAAAAUUCAGUUCGACAGAGGAUUAAUACAAGAACCUAAUUAACCACCAGGUAUUUUGACAAUAAUAAGCAUUAUUUGUUCGGUUUUAUUUCUGAGAGAUGACUGUGCUAUUUCUAAUAUCGAACCACACACCAGUUCUGCUGAUCUGGGGUCAGUGAUCCCUUGGAUGUUUUGUCUUUUUAACAGGUUUUCUAGCUAGCUAAAGUGCUUUGAGAUAACUUCUGUUGUGAAUUGGUGCUUAAUGAAUAAAACUGAAUUAAACAGA